This is a messenger RNA of Etheostoma spectabile (orangethroat darter), 2346 nucleotides long. Its product is annotated as delta-type opioid receptor. Gene Ontology annotation, molecular function: C-C chemokine receptor activity; C-C chemokine binding. The record is from RefSeq and is a predicted model, not a curated record. The coding region runs from base 903 to 1928 and encodes 341 amino acids. The transcript has a single exon. Gene Ontology annotation, biological process: G protein-coupled receptor signaling pathway; calcium-mediated signaling; positive regulation of cytosolic calcium ion concentration. Gene Ontology annotation, cellular component: membrane; external side of plasma membrane. NCBI's taxonomy places the organism in Eukaryota, Metazoa, Chordata, Actinopteri, Perciformes, Percidae.
CUGACUAUCAAAGGAGUAGUGUGGUGCACCAAGUGACAACUGAGUUACUAAUCCUUUGUUACUGUACAAUUGGAGAUCAUGGGAAUCGUACAGUAACUCUUCUUCUGGUGAUGUCUAAAUGGUUGCAAGUCUCUGGGGAGCUUCUAAAUGGACGAGAUGUCUAUUGCCGCAGUGACCACUUAGCAUCAAGUAGCAUUGACUGCUUUUAAAGUGGAAUGUCUGUUAGCAUUCACUGGGAUGAAUGUGGCCACUGUUUCCUGGUUUCGAGAAAUCAAUACAGCCAUAGAGUAACUGCUACACUGACAUCUCUCUUUUUUUUCCUUCUUCCUUGGAUUAUGAAGGACAUGCUGAUACAUCCAAGGAAAAGCCAGUGUGCAAGGACUGCUCUUUAAGGUCAUGAUUCUUUUUCCUGAGUCAAACUGGAUAACAGCACAACAGUAACAGAAGUUUCAUCCAGUCAUCUUUAAGUAGCUAUAACUUUGUCCAACAGCAGGAAAAACAGGAAUGGUGACAUAGUGGGAGAGAAAUAUUUUAACAGGGAUUCAACCAGACACAGAACACAAGGAUUUAACCACUUGACUAUCUCUGAAUUCAGACUGCAUAGCGAUGGACUGUAUAUUUUUGCAACUCGACACACAAACUAAAAAUAAACUGGAAUAUACUCUUUCUAUGUUUUUCCUGUGAGUGCAUAGAUUAUAAAUGUCAAUGAAGAAGUCAACUGACUGAUUAGCUAAUUGCUAUCAUUAUGAGCGUACCAACUGUCUCAAUGGAGGGUGGUCACACUUGUAAUUAAUACAAUUUAAAGUCAUGAACAUGUGCAUUACUUUGUGGACAUGCUGCUCUGAUACUUAACAUUAACAGGUCAUUAGAUUAAUUACUCAAUAUACUUUUAUUGUGAACAAAUGGAGACUUUGAGGCAGCAGGUAAACAGCAGUGGCCUUGGCCAAAUGAAUAGGGCAGAUGAGGAUUUGAUUAAGGUCUUGGUGCCCAUCCUGGAUGGACUAAUUUUGGUGACUGGCCUGGUGGGUCAAACCCUUGUCAUCACCAUUGUUACUGGCAGGCGGAGGAAAGGAAGUCAACUCCCGCACUGUACAGACACCCUGCUGCUGGCUCUGAGUGCUGCUGACCUCCUUCUGCUGCUCUGCCUGCCCUUCCACACCUCUGCCAUCACCAUGGGCUUCUGGCCUUUCGGCAGUUUCCUGUGCAAAGCCAUCAGCUUCCUGGGUGUGGCCUGCUCGGCUGCUUCAGUCUUUACCAUGGCAGCUUUGGCAGUGACACGUUACCUCACAGUGGUACACCCCACCUGGGUGUACCGGUCAAGAAUGCACCAACGUAUUAAGCUGACAGUAGUUCUGCUCUGGGUCCCUGCCUCAGCCCUGGCAGCGCCGCAGUUUGCCUUCCGCACAGUUACUGCCUCCAGCUCAGUGUACUGCUUUGCCUUUCUGCCUGACUUCAGCCAGCUGGUCUACAGCAUCGCCCUCUUCCUGUGCGGCUUUGCUUUACCACUGGGCAUCAUUGUACUAAUGUAUGCCAAAAUCUACUGUUUUCUUCAACAUGCACGGCUGCUGGGGAAUGCUCCCCAGCUGGAGCGCUACCAGAGCCAGGUGACUCAAACUUCAGCUCUCCUGGUCCUGGUCUUUACUCUCCUCUGGCUACCCUCCUAUGCUCUCAUGUUCUCCUUCAUUGGAGGAACCAUAAUAGGCUCACAUGGCUACAAUACUAUUGCCAUCCUGGCCAGACUGUUAGCAUCCUCAGUGGCAGUGGUAAACCCUAUACUAUAUGGGUUUAUGUCUCAGAAGUUUAGACAAGACUUAAUAAAGCUGGGGAGAGAACGUUGGGCAUUUUGCAAAAGUUGUCUGAUUAGUUGCCCUGAUGUGAUGGGGAGGGACAUGGUACAGCCCUUUGAGCUGGACUCAGGCCAAAACUGACUAGAAAAUACUGCUACCUCAUUCCUCACUAUGUAUAUUUGUAUAUCACUGUAUGGAAAUAAAUGAAAUAUUACAUAUGCAAUACUCAAAGUGAUGUUAAAUGCAAUGAACUUUAAUCCAUUGUUGUGUAUUAAAUUAGAUAAACAACUCUUUAAACCCCAUUACCCAUUUUGCUAGUUUAUACUAGGAGUAUAAAAAUUUGGCAGAAUGUAGUAAAACUAAAAGUUGAUUUAUGAUAAUAUUGACUGGUUACAAAGUAUUUUCUGGAAGAUAAGAUAUCAGCUGUAAAAUGUAACUUUCCAUCAAAUAAAUUCUGUUGUCAGUGGAUGAAAAACUAAUGUGCAAAAACUAACCAUCAUUUUCACAAUCUGUUCAAAACAACAUCAAGAAACACACCAACCCCUUGCACUUCACAUGU